UCACACUCACCAUUCCCAAGUCAUUCUUAAGCCCCAGGCAGUACCUCAGUUCAGAAGAGAUGCACACUAGCAAUGAGAUAGCCAUCCGUGUUAUCCACAGACAGAGAGGGACCGAUUCCGUCUGGUCUCUCAAUACACUAGCGGAGAAAGUCCUCACAAUGAGGGACAUGUACCAACGCAUUGAGGAAGGGAGCUUUGGACUAGUGCUGGAUGACAGCAUUGGUCCUGAUCCAUUCUUUGAUCUAGAGCAGCAUGCCCUCCUGGGUGUGGCUAAUAUAUUCCUGGAGUGCUUGUAUCAUGGGGUAGCUCAUGUUUAUGAUGCUCCCAUCAUUGGACCAAGUGGAAAGGUUUGCGGCAGGUUAAAACUCGGUCUCCAAUGCUUGCCUUUGAUACGUGACAGUGUUGAUGAUGUUGAUAACAGUUCAUCAAUGGUGACGUGGGAGGCACCAGAGGAAGUAGAGGAUCUUAAACCAGGUACUCAUAUUACUGUCAGAGUAUCAGUGAUAGAGGCGAGUGGUCUUCCAGCUGCUUACUCUCACAAUCUAUUCUGUCAGUACAAGUUCUGGGGGCAAGAAGAGGCACUCAUAAUUCCGCCACUAAUCCCCUCAAUGGGUGGGGCUGACUCCGUCCACCCUCCUGAUGGCGUGCAUCAGUUCCAGCACCACCAGACGUUCAAUGUUGAAGUGACGGAGGAUUUCCUUGAGUACAUUAAUGACGGAGCACUAGCGGUUGAAGUGUGGGGUCACAGGAGAAGUGGAUUUGACUCUGUACCUGAUGCAGAAGAAGAUUCCAAGAGACCUCGUUCACUGUCGGAGAGAUGGAAUGAUGUUAUAAAGAGACUGGAGCUAUGGGUGGAGAUAAUGGAACUCAAUGAUCAGGGAGAGUAUGUUGCCGUUGAGUUGCAACCAAAGGCUGACAUCAAAUCAGGAGGAAUAUUCCAAAUAAGACAGGGUCAAUCAAGACGUGUGCGUGUUAGUGUAGUACAGAUACCAGGCUCAGGGAAUGGGCCUCUCGUCUGUGAGAGUAUUUCCAGUAUAUCAGUCGGGAGCGUCUACCUAAGGAAUAGAUAUGAUGACUCUUUAGACUCUUAUCAAGAAGUAGACCUGGAGAGGUUACGUACGAAAUGGAGCGAUGCCCUGAGUAACAGGAGAGAGUUCCUGGACACUGAGGUGAGGAAGAUCAUGGAGAAGAGAUCGAGGAAUGAGUCAGACACUGUCAAAGAGAACGAGCUCAUCGACCAAUGGACUAUGCUACAAUGGGAGAGAAUGGCUGUGGUACAGCCUAAAGCAGGUUCUGGUGUUCCUGGAGCUCCAACUAACUGGCAACUAGUCCCAGGAAUGGAAGCAAAAGUACCUGUGGUAUUCUUAGACCUUAACAGUGGUGACGAUGAUGAGGAGGAGAGGCCAGUGACUGGUUUGGUACAAACUGGUGAGCUCUUUGGAGAGAAGCCGGAGAACAUGAUCCAACUACCGAUAAUAAAACAAGAGGACCAUCAGUUGAUAGCAGUUGCUUCCUGGGACUCCACAGUACACGAUACCAGCAGUCUAAAUAAAGUCACAGGUGCUAAUGAUAGAGUAUUUGCCAUCGUGCGGGUAGGUAUCAAACUAAAGAACCCUCCAGGAGUAGAGAUAAUGCUAAGAAAAAGGAUAUGCCUCAGAGUGUACAAGAGGAUAGGAAUCGGGGCGGCCAUCAUGAAAGCUUUUACUAGAGAUUAUAGAACUACUUGUGGUAUCAUGUUUGAGGUAGUGACUGGUAUUCCUAAAAGUGAAGGAAUGGAGCCUCCACCCAAGAUCCCUGCCAACCCUUCUUUUGUUGAGCUGGAAGAAGACGAAAACGCUGUAGAUAAGUUCAAGACUGGCAUGGCGGCCAUUGCUAAUGUGCUUGCCUUAGACAGAUUGAAGCAGGAAGUAUCGUUAAAAGAGAAA
Amphimedon queenslandica is the source of this 1925-nucleotide messenger RNA. RefSeq names its product kinesin-like protein KIF13A. The record is from RefSeq and is a predicted model, not a curated record. The annotation marks the transcript as partial. Lineage: Eukaryota; Metazoa; Porifera; Demospongiae; Haplosclerida; Niphatidae. The transcript has 14 exons.